AUGCCGAAGAGUGGCUUACGCGUGGCGUUCGAAGUGGAUGAAUGCGAUGAGCGGCUGGGGGGUGAAAGCGCAGAGGGAGAGGUUCUCCAGAAGGUGAAGCGCCGCGAGCGGAAGGCGCAGACCUUCGAUCCAUCCAAGGUCGCGCGCGCGAAGGACGAGGCUCCGACCGAGACGCUGGCGACGCUGGCGCCCAAGCGCUACACCGUGGCCACGGAGAAGGUCACUACACUCGAAGAGGAGCUCAAGACGAGGUGCGGUGUCUUGGGCGCGCGACGCCGGCAGAGUGCCUCGCUGUUUGGCGAGGCCGUGCGCUGCGCGGAGAAGGCCGCUGCGCUGCAGCGCGCCCUGCAACGCGUGCACGGCGCGGGCGCGGGCGCGGUGCUGGGCGGAGCGUGGCAGAGGAAGUGGCUGUCGGAGCUGGAGGUCGGCCUCAACCGCUUGGAGUUGACAGGCUCCUCUGCUGAGACUUUGCUCAAGGUCUUGGAGCAUCAUGGCUGGACAAGCGAUCCGCUUGAGGAUGGCAGUGGCCACUUUAGUGGCGACAACCCCCCUGACUUGAAUGUGUUGUUGAAGAAGCUGCGCUUCCUCGCGGGCGACCUGGCAUCGGCCCCGCCGUCCUCCGUUCCGGAGACGGCGCCGUCCUCCGCUCCAGAGGAGUGGCCAGAAGAAUGGCAAGAAGAAUGGCAAGAAGAAUGGCCAGAAGAAUGGCAAGAAGAGUGGCCGGAAGAAUGGCAAGAAGAGUGGCCAGAAGAAUGGUGGGCCAGCGAGGCCACGUAG
Molecule: messenger RNA, 777 nt
Organism: Durusdinium trenchii
Lineage: Eukaryota; Dinophyceae; Suessiales; Symbiodiniaceae
Source: the annotation of a GenBank genome assembly